Guyanagaster necrorhizus is the source of this 1772-nucleotide messenger RNA. RefSeq lists its product as uncharacterized. The transcript has a single exon. Gene Ontology annotation, molecular function: GTP cyclohydrolase II activity. The coding region runs from base 115 to 1581 and encodes 488 amino acids. The record is from RefSeq and is a predicted model, not a curated record. NCBI's taxonomy places the organism in Eukaryota, Fungi, Basidiomycota, Agaricomycetes, Agaricales, Physalacriaceae. Gene Ontology annotation, biological process: riboflavin biosynthetic process.
CUUAGCCAGUAACCACAUCGUAGCACGUCGUUCACCCAGGUCAGCCGCUGCAGUUCGCUUAAAUACUCGUCUGUCAUCACACUUCACCCAGGUUUUCCCCCUACAUCAGCAGCAAUGUCUAGAAGGCCUAUUCACGACGCCCUCGGCGACUCUGACGCUGCGUUGCUGGACAUGCUUACCGGGCCAUCGGCGCCAACCGCAACUACCUUUGCACGGAGGGAUGCAGCACUUGACCCUCUAAUCAUGGCGGCUGCAUUCGCUUCGGGUCCUCAGGUUACCCGAAAUCAUUACCACCAUGACUUCUUUCCGGGAGUCAUGCUACCAAAAGCAGAAGGCGCAUGGGAUUGGACCAAAUUUACUGGGCAGGAUGCGUCUGCACCUGAACGGAAGAAGCUGGCCUAUGUUAGUAGGCAAGCGCCUCGUAGGCAGCGCCUAGCGUUGGAAGGGAAGGAAAACGACCAACCAUGGGAACAGACUGCCGCUUCGCUUUCGCCCAUUGAGAACCUUUCUCUCUCUCACAAGAGACGCCGUACCUCGUUAUCCACCUCUGUGUUUCCUCCGGCUCUUUCUGCCAGCCAGUCAACAGAGGCGGCUUCCGAUGUGAUCCCGAAAGACCCGGCCGCGGACCUCGACCUGAAAUGUAUGGCUCGAACGAGAAUACCGACGCCCCAUGGCCCAGUCUUCCUACAUCUCUACCACAAUAACCGGGACGACAAAGAGCAUUUAGCUAUCGUUGUCGACCCCGUCCAGCUCGCAGACAAACCCAGCGCGGUUUCCCCGCCCCCCAUCCGGUCACACACCCUGGAUGCUGUAUGGAGCAAUGAUGAAACGGAAAUGGAUAGAAUCACACGCGGUGCCUAUGUAGGUAGGUUAUCACCUACCUCUCAGCAUGCGUCUAUGCCGCCAUCCGAUGCUGCCGGAGUAACCAUAGCCCUCCCCGCGCCUCUCAUCAGAAUACACUCGGAAUGCUUUACCGGCGAGACCGUUGGCAGCAUGCGGUGUGACUGUGGUGAGCAGUUAGACGAAGCUAUUCGUCUAAUAUCGCAACCUAUCGCGAUUUCUUCGUCAUGCCCAAUGAACUCGUCCCCCUCUAUCCCAGGUCGCGGUGUCGUUGUCUACCUGAGACAAGAAGGGAGGGGAAUCGGGUUGCUCUCCAAAAUACGCGCGUAUAACUUACAGGAUAUCGGGCAUGACACCGUUACUGCUAACCUGAUGCUCGGUCACGGGGCCGAUGAACGCGGGUACGACAUUGCCGUUGCGAUUUUGCGUGACCUCGGGUUAGAUGGUGGUGUCCGAGUUUUGACGAAUAACCCGGACAAAGUCCAGGCACUGGAGAAAGAUGGGCUGAGGGUUGUUGAGCGUGUUCCGAUGAUACCUAGGAGCUGGAAAUCUCGUCAAGCGGGUUCCAAGGUGACUUCGGAUGUUGAUCCGAGGCUCUCCAAGGUGGAAGAUCAUCUUGUUGGGGCCACACUUAUUGGUGGGAAAGCUGUCUAUGGGGAGGAUCUGGACAAGUAUCUGCGAACAAAGGUGUUGAAAAUGGGCCACAUUCUGCCACUAUGGAUGGAAGAUGUGGAAGCCUAAUAUUGUCUUUUGAAACUACAGUUUUGUUAUUCACUCAUUAUUCGUGAAGGAAUGAGGAUAAGGAUCACAUACUACUGUCUACUACUCUAUAAUAAAUUGUAAUUCUCAUGGUGAUACCAUUUUUGCUGUGCACAAAGUAAUAACAAGUAGGGCAGAUCAUCAUGAUAUAAAUUUAGUGUGGUUCGCCUGCC